AUGAAGGCGCUCGUGGAAGCAAGUUCGGCGACUGCUCAGCACAAAAUCAUCGUGCAGGAUCUACCAGCCGUAAUUGAGAGCACGCAACGCAAUGUCAAGUCGCCCAUACAAGCACUGGCCCACGAUUUCUUCCAGCCGCAGCCGCCUGAAAUGCAUGGUGCGAAAGUCUACUUCAUGUGCUCUGUGUUGCACGAUUGGCCAGACGCCGAAGGCCGUACGAUCCUUCGACAUAUCAGAGACGCCAUGACGCCGCGAUACAGCAAGCUCUUGAUCAGGGAGAAUGUGUUGCCUGCACGGGCUGUGAAGGGUGGAGCAUUGGGUGGCUGCCUAGAUCUGGUUAUGAUGACACAUUUUUCUAGCAUGGAGCGCACAGAAGCCCAAUGGCGUUCCCUGUUUGAGUCGGUUUCUUUGCGAUAUGUGCGAUUCUUUCCUUCGCCUGGGGAUGUGUCGGGGAUUAUCGAAGUAGAGGUCUGA
Zasmidium cellare ATCC 36951 is the source of this 474-nucleotide messenger RNA. RefSeq lists its product as uncharacterized. The transcript has a single exon. NCBI's taxonomy places the organism in Eukaryota, Fungi, Ascomycota, Dothideomycetes, Mycosphaerellales, Mycosphaerellaceae. Gene Ontology annotation, molecular function: O-methyltransferase activity. The record is from RefSeq and is a predicted model, not a curated record. Bases 1 to 474 code for a protein of 157 amino acids.